Messenger RNA from Metarhizium brunneum ARSEF 3297, 1101 nucleotides. It is a transcript of the gene Acad11, whose product is annotated as Acyl-CoA dehydrogenase family member 11. Gene Ontology annotation, biological process: protein phosphorylation. Lineage: Eukaryota; Fungi; Ascomycota; Sordariomycetes; Hypocreales; Clavicipitaceae. The record is from RefSeq and is a predicted model, not a curated record. Gene Ontology annotation, molecular function: protein kinase activity.
AUGGCGGGCAGAGUUCGUCAGCCCAUCGACGAGGUUGCCUUCAGCAAGUUCCUGGGCGAAAAUGUGCCCGAGAUUAAGCUGCCGAUUGACCUGAAGCAGUUUGGCUUUGGUCAAUCCAACCCGACGUACCAAAUCACGGCCGCCGACGCGCGCAAGUUUGUCAUGCGCAAAAAGCCCCCCGGCAAACUCGUCUCCAAGACGGCGCACAAAGUCGAGCGCGAGUACCGCAUCAUGCAUGCCCUCGAAAACACCGACGUCGCCGUCCCCAAGACCUACUGCCUCUGCGAGGACGACUCCAUCAUCGGCACGCCAUUCUACAUCAUGGAGUUUCUGGACGGCCGCAUCAUCGAGGAUUUUACGCUGCCCGACGUGAGCCCGCAGGAGAGGACUGCCAUGUGGAAGGCCGCGAUUGAGACGCUGGCGCGCUUCCACGCCGUUGACUACAAAAAGGUUGGGCUGGGGCAGUACGGGAAGCCGAGCGGCUUUUACAACCGCCAGAUUCAGACGUGGAGCACGAUUUGCAUGGCGCAGGAGGCGAUUGAGGAUGUGGAAACGGGCGAGAAGGUCGGCCGGCUGCCGCGGUUCGAGGAGACGGUUGGGUUCUUUAUGAACGAGCAGCGGCAGCCGGCUGAUCGUACAACGCUGGUGCAUGGGGAUUACAAGAUUGAUAACUUGGUCUUUCACAAGACGGAGCCGAGGGUGAUUGGAAUCUUGGACUGGGAAAUGUCCACCGUCGGCCACCCGCUCUCCGACGUGUGCAACCUGCUUAUGCAGUUCUACACGGCUCGCCACUCGGGGGCUGCGCCAGAGUCAGCAAAGGGCUUUUUGCCCGGCCGCACGCCGGGUCUGCCGACCGAGGCGCAGCUGCUGCAGUGGUAUGCCGCCAUCACGGGUUACAACCCGCAGCCUGACAUGAGCUGGGGCAUGGCGUUUAACAUCUUCAAGCUGGCCGCCGUGUGCCAGGGCAUCGCGGCCAGGUACGCGAGGAGGCAGGCGAGCAGUGAAAAGGCGAAGCAGCAUGCCGUUACGAGGGUGCCGCUGGCUGAGUUUGCGUGGGAGCUGGCCCAGGAGGCGGACGGCAAGGCUGGUUCGAAGCUGUAG